CAUUUUUGCUAUAGUACAGUACCAACUAUGCCAAUGCACGCUAUAGCUUAACUUCUGUGCUUUGUCGAGUCUCACGAAUUUCUCACGAGCCGUGAGCACAACGUAUGUGCCGUUCGUGUCUGUCGGACGUGAUCGUUGUCAAGAUUCGUGACGGGGAAUUGUGUUUUUCGAAAUUUGUUUAACACGAUAACACACAAGAACAUUCACGUAAAACACAUCCGCGUAACGAAGAAAAGAAAAAAUAGCGAAUCGAAGGACAAAGCUGUCGGGGAAGCUGUUGGAAAGCUGUCGCGCAAGAACAAAUACAUUACGGUUCGCAUCCUAUUGCAGCUAUCAGGCCAAGUUGAUCGGGUUUAAAGGUAAAACAAAGCAAUAUAUUGAAAAGAUGACUGAAUGCAUUGAACGUUUCCUCAGCCCUUCGGAUUGUUUGUUACUGAAUUCACAAUUAAAGUCCGAUUUAUUAAUUAAAGAAGCAGAUGAAGUUGACAAUAUUGAUUACCGAUUAGAGUGUGCUCGUUUGAAUAGCUUCAAGAACUGGCCAUGUCCAUGGGUAAAACCAGACAAACUUGCAGCAUCUGGAUUUUAUUACACAGGUGAUAGGGACAAAGUAAAAUGUUUUGAAUGUCAAAUAGAAAUAUGCCAAUGGCAAGCGGAUGACAAUCCAAUGGUCGAUCACCAACGGUGGUCUGGAAAAUGUAGAUUUGUACGUAAUAUCCCAUGUGGCAAUGUACCAAUUGGUACAGAUCCCAAUACUGUUCCGGAACCUGUACCUAAGGGAAUAGAUGUAUGCGGACCUUAUGGUGUGGUGUACAUGCCUUUUUCUGGUCCAGAUAAUGACUUACCAGAUGAAAUGACAUUCGACUUUGGAGAGCUUAGUGCAACAAGACCGAAACACCCUGAAUUUGCUAGCUAUGAUGACAGAUUACGUACAUUUGAAACAUGGCCUAGAGCAAUGUCGCAAACUAAAGAAGAACUAGCAACAGCUGGUUUUUAUUACACAGGAAGCGGUGACCAAACAUUGUGUUACCAUUGUGGAGGAGGAUUAAGAGAUUGGGAACCAGAAGAUAAUGUUUGGGAGCAGCAUGCCAAGUGGUUUGAUUACUGCCCUUAUCUGCUCAUGGUCAAAGGAAGGGAUUUUGUAUCACAAGUUACUAGAAGAACAUAUUUCACACCGGAAACUUACAAUCCACCCGAAAAUGCUGAAGUGGUGGUCGAAACAUUAAAUGUGAAGGUUGAUGAAAGUCUUGCUGGUAAUAGCUCUCAAAACUCGAUUACCUCAGACGACACCGGUAUUGAGAGUGCAGGAUCUAGUGCAGGAUCCAGUGCAGGAUCCAGUGCAGGAUCUAUUGCAGAAUCUACUGCGGAAUCAUGCGAGGGCAGCACCGAGGGAGAAUCUACUGUCAAAUGCGAGAAAUCAGUCGAUAAGGAUGCAAGGAUGUGCAAAAUUUGCUACAAUAGAGAAUUACGAAUGUUAUUCAUCCCGUGUGGGCACUUGUUAGCAUGUGCAGAAUGUGCGAAGAAUAUGAAAAUAUGCGGAGUUUGCCGUAAGCCUGUGACCCUUACCGUACCAGCGUAUAUCCCAUAGUGUCUUUAUCCUUGUGAUAAAGUACCUGCGAAGUUCUACCGUAUUUUCUAUUCACCAUCAUUGAAGACUGAUAGCGAUCGGUUGUAAGCAAAACUAAAUGACAUGACUCAUGUAACAUACCGAUCUGCAGGUACAAACUAAAAUCUUGUCGAACGUUAACUUUACAUUUCGAUUUUAUUGGAAGAGAUUAUUUCGCCAUGACACUGAUAUGCUGAAUGUACGUUGUGAUUGUUGUACGAGUAAAUAGAUGUUCCCAUAUUCGAUUGUAUAUAUGGAUAUGUAAUCAGUAUCUCUUCUUGGCAAAAGCUGAAGAAUAAAGAUAUAUGUGUAAUCAGUAUUAUAAAAAUUGUUAGUUGUGUAUGAAGCACACAUACGUAACAUAUCACAAAUUCCAAAGAAUAUUAAAACAUACAUUGUACCUGCAACGGAUCGUUGCUAUUUGAACGUUUUCGAUCUCGUAUUGUUUCUAAAGCAAUGUUUUGCUGAAAGAAAGCAAAGUGGCAUCGAUGAACCAACAAAGAUAAAACCGUGCCAUUGUGCAAGAGUACAAAUAGCAACAUGACAUGAAGUCUAGUCAUUAGUGUUACGUAAUGUUGAAUAAUGAACAUACUUAUUUGAAUUAUAAUUGUGUAUCGAAAGUAAAUUAUGAUUCUAUUUCAAGGGAAGAAAAAUAAAAAGUUUUUCGAUAUAAAAUCUCUACUAAAAGAAGAACAGUAAGAGCCAGACUUGAUACGAAACACGACUAUAUAUCAACAUCUGUGCUCUAGUUCUUACUAUCUGCUUAUUGCUUUCUAUUUGUAUUCUUGCACAAUGCUUUGUCUUUGUUAUUUUAUCCGGUGUCGCUUAUAAAGUUUUUCACAUAAGAUCACUAUUGUAUAAGUAAACCUUAGACUUGAUCAUUUUACAUAAAAUCAAAGUAAAAAAAAAAAAAAAAGUAAAAGAUCGAGUGAUUCAUAAUACGACUGAACAUAAAAUACACUUGAAUGCAAUUGAAUACAUACAAUUGGAUUGAGUUGUAACAGUCAAGAUUCUAAGUUUGUAUCAAACACAAAUACGUUCAGUGGAAUAUAAAACUGCAUUGCAAUUAUUUAAUAUAUCUAAUUUAUCUGGAAAAUACUUUUUUGUAUAUAUUAGGUGCGAUUGAAAGAAAUUGGUGUGUUUAUACGCAGAUAUGUACACUGAUACAGUGAUAUAAGAGUACAAUUUUUCAACAUCAACAAACUAGUACCUUCACAACGUUGAACUAAGUUAUGUAAAUGCAACUUCCACAUUUCAAAGAUGAUUUCACAUUCAAAAAGCGUAAUGUUAUAAUUCUUUUUUUUUCUUAUUUUCUAAUUGAUUUUGACAUACAGCAAUGAUUAUUCUGAUGAAAUUAAAAUUGUAACAUUUUUCUCACAGUGAUUGUACUGAAAAAUUUUAGCGUAAAGGACCAUAAUACACUAUACCAUAAUGAGCUGUAUAAUGAAACAAUAUUACAAUAUUUUAUUUCGCUUUACUUUGCGAAUGUAUAGAAGUUAUCAUCUAGGGAAGUUGGGAUAGAAACGUGCGUUAUAUGUAUAAUAAUCAUCUGAAAAAUAGUUAUAUUAGUGUAAUAAUCAUUCUUUCAGUCUCUUUUGCAUUAACACAAAACAGAGUUUAUGAUGUAUUGUUGUAUUUAACGACGGGAAGAACUGAAAGCGAGUCCUGCAUUUUUUUUGGUAGUAGUUCUUGAUACACUUUCCCAUUAUUAUUGUUCCGUCACACCCCACCCAAAGUUAUUCUGUUCUAUCAAGUACACAAUUCAAUGUAUAUUUUUGUAUGUUAAUUUCUAUACUUUACGCGUGCAUCACACACAAAUGCAUAUUUACGGCAGAAAUAUUUUCGUAUUCGAUGCAAACUUGGAAAUAUAUAAUUCUUUUUAUUUUUAGAUACUGUGCGUUUGUAAAGUGCAUUUGUGUGCGUUUAUAUUUGAAAGCGUGUGUACCCCGGGCAAAAUAACUUUGAUAUAAUGCUGUAUAUAAGACAGUAAUACUUAUAAUUGAUAGCGAUAAUAUAAAAUAAACUUUCUUGAAAGUGUU
Molecule: messenger RNA, 3642 nt
Organism: Linepithema humile (Argentine ant)
Lineage: Eukaryota; Metazoa; Arthropoda; Insecta; Hymenoptera; Formicidae
Product: baculoviral IAP repeat-containing protein 7-B
Biological process (GO): negative regulation of apoptotic process; regulation of cell cycle; positive regulation of protein ubiquitination
Cellular component (GO): cytoplasm; nucleus
Molecular function (GO): ubiquitin protein ligase activity; cysteine-type endopeptidase inhibitor activity involved in apoptotic process
Source: RefSeq, a predicted model, not a curated record